UUUCCCCCUGGGUCGAUCGGAUACCUCAGAUACAAAAAAGCGACAUUCCUUUCGCGAGCUAGUCGGACGAUCAGUCAGACAGUUCGUUUUAUUUCAGUAAUCCUCAGAGCUGUUCUAAGUUGCUAGGUGUUCAAAGACGACAGUUAGUCAUGGCGUCCUCCGAUGAUAUGGCCGAGCUGGAAGCUAAAUUUGCAGAGUUUGUGAGUUUGUCUAGCGCUGGAAAACCUGCUGAUCCGAAAUUGAUGUCAAGCAAAGCCUGUGGUAAAAUGGUGAAGGACACACUGCCCAAGGAGGUGGUUACCAUUGCUGAUGCCAGUGUCUUUCCCAAAUACAAGGAGAAGGGGAAGCAGCACAUGCAUGUGAGCCACUUCCCCGCAUUCAUCCGAGACUGCGCACACGAGUAUGCAAAAAUUAAGACCAAGAACUCAAAGCUUCCAAAGGAUGACCCGAAGGUUGACGAGUACGAGGCAGACUUCCGACAGCGUCUGUUGAAAAAAGGACCGAAUGUCAAGGAAGUGAAAGAAUCCAAGACCGGAGCAGUGGGUAAGAUGACGGACUCAUCACACUACACUGGAUCUCACAAGCAGAGGUUUGACGAAUCUGGCAAAGGCAAGGGUAUAACAGGCCGAGAGGAUCUCCACGCUAACGAUGGCUAUGUGGGCAAUUACAAAGGAAAGGACACGUACGGUACCAAGAAGUAAGGACAACUCUCCUUGUGCUGUAUGAGGAAUGACUGCUGGUGGCUUUUGACGACUCUGUUGCUGAGGAGAAAAUCCAUUAACGCAAAGUUACACGCAUGAAACUAGCACUGUUGGAAAAUGUUUUACUGCUCUGUGUUGGUUCAGCAUAUAACAUCAAGAGUCCAUUGACUACACCAUAUAUUGACCUAUCAGACUUCGUGCAGUACACCGGAAAUGCGGUGCACAAGCCAGAGGCUGUGUAUAUUGAGCUGCAUGUGUUUAAUAAUUCAUAAUGCCCAAUCAUUGUCUCCCUAUAUUGAAAGGUAGAUUUUUGAUUAUAUUCUAAUGUUUCACUUACCGUAAUGUUGAAUAAAAUAUGCUCAUUGUAGAUCAUCA
Messenger RNA from Liolophura sinensis, 1076 nucleotides. Its product is annotated as tubulin polymerization-promoting protein family member 3-like. The record is from RefSeq and is a predicted model, not a curated record. Gene Ontology annotation, cellular component: microtubule. Lineage: Eukaryota; Metazoa; Mollusca; Polyplacophora; Chitonida; Chitonidae. Gene Ontology annotation, biological process: positive regulation of protein polymerization; microtubule polymerization; microtubule bundle formation. Gene Ontology annotation, molecular function: tubulin binding. Bases 150 to 701 code for a protein of 183 amino acids. The transcript is spliced from 4 exons.